Messenger RNA from Aspergillus mulundensis, 1203 nucleotides. Its product is annotated as tyrosine--tRNA ligase TYS1. The record is from RefSeq and is a predicted model, not a curated record. Gene Ontology annotation, molecular function: tyrosine-tRNA ligase activity; ATP binding. The transcript is spliced from 3 exons. Lineage: Eukaryota; Fungi; Ascomycota; Eurotiomycetes; Eurotiales; Aspergillaceae. Gene Ontology annotation, biological process: tyrosyl-tRNA aminoacylation. Bases 1 to 1203 code for a protein of 400 amino acids.
AUGGCAACCCUAGACGCCGCUGCAAAGGCCCGCCUUGAUCUCAUCACCGAGAACCUCGCCGAAACCCUCAACCCGGAGAUCAUCGAGUCCAUCCUCGCCGAGGGCCGAAACCCGCGUAUUUACUGGGGCACUGCGACAACAGGACGCCCUCACACUGGCUACUUCGUCGCCGCUAUCAAGAUCGCCCAGCUGCUCGCUGCAGGAUGUGAGGUCGUUGUUCUGCUGGCGGACAUCCACGCCUUCCUGGACAACCUGAAGGCGCCGCUUGAGCUGGUUGAGAACCGCGCAAAGUACUAUGCCAAGGUCAUCCGGGCAAUCUUAGAGUCUGUCGGCGUGCCCACUGAGAAGUUGGAGUUUGUUCUGGGAAGCUCUUACCAGAAGUCUCCGGAGUACACGAUGGAUGUUUACAAGCUCUCAUCGUUGGUUAGUGAGCACGAUGCUAAGAAGGCCGGUGCGGAGAUUGUCAAGCAGAGUGCCAAUGCGCCUCUGAGUGGUCUGCUCUACUCAAUUCUGCAGGUGCUUGAUGAGGAGCACCUGAAUGUUGAUGCUCAGCUGGGAGGUAUGGACCAGAGGAAGCUUUUCGCUGCGGCUGUGGAGUGGUUGCCCAAGAUCGGAUACCGAAAGCGUGCCCACUUGGUCACACCAAUGGUUGCCGGUCUCAGCGGUGGUAAGAUGAGCUCCAGUGUUCAAGACAGCAAAAUCGACCUCCUCGACGGUCCCGACGUCAUUCAAAAGAAGAUCCGCAAGGCCGAAGCUGCCCCCAAGGUCGUCGAAGACAAUGGCGUCAUCGCCAUGGUCGAAUACGUUCUCCUCCCGGCCGCCGGCCUGAAGGGCAAGAAGGAAUUCGUUGUCGAGCGCCGCGACGCCGAACCCCUCGUCUACACCGACAUCGCUAAGCUGAAGGAGGACUACCAAAACGACAUUCUGACCCCGCAAUCCCUUAAGCCCGCUGUCACCGCGGCGCUGACGAGCCUGAUGGCGCCAAUCCAGGAGGCGUACCAGGCCUCGCCCGAGUGGCAGGAGAUUACGGCGCAGGCAUACCCUCCACCUGUUGUCGAGAAGAAGCAGAGGAAGGUCAAGGACAAGGGAACUCGCCACCCUGGUGCGCAGGUCCAGGCUAAGGCUCAGGCCGAGGCCAAGGCUGAGGUUGAGGGUGAGAAGAAGGCGCAGGAGCUUCCUGAGCGGCCGAAGGCUGAAAACUAA